AUGAGCUCUCAAGAUGAAUCCAAUGAUCCCUAUGGGGCUAUCAAGUUUGGCGAGUUUCGAAAGUACAUGCAAAAUAAGCAAUCCAAACUCAAGCGACAACAAAAGGAAUUGGGAGAGCAAGCAAGCCAGGCACUACCACAAAUGUUUGCUGGCACCAGCAUUUACAUCAAUGGAUACUGUAAUCCACCUGCUAUGGAUUUGCGUAGGAUGAUUCUACAGCAUGGAGGAGACUAUCAACACUACUUAAAGAAGCUGAGUGUAACACAUAUCAUUGCUACCAAUUUGACAAACUCUAAACUACAAGAAUUUCGAUCAUACAAAGUCGUUCGACCUGAAUGGAUCACAGAAUCAAUCCAAGCUCAGCAACUACUACCAUGGCAGCAAUAUCGUCUUGUUCCAAGAGCAACAGCACAGCGAGAGCUAGUGUUCAAUACCAGCAGCAAUAGCAACAACAACAACAACAACGAGACUACAGCAGAAGCAUCAGAAAAGAUCACAGGCGAGGCAUUGAAUGCACAUGUACUCUCCAAUGAUUGGGCUCGACAUAUCUCUACCGUCAAUCCGACCUUCAUCAAAAGAUAUUACGAGACAUCGAGAUUGCAUUAUUUAUCGACCUGGAAAGCAGAACUCAAGGACAUUGUCGAGCAGCUGGAAGAAAAGUACAAGUCUGAUCCAAGUAUGUUGAGUAGAAAGCGCAAGAGAUCGUCAGCAUCGUAUACACGCGUUGUCAUGCACGUGGAUUUUGAUUGUUUCUUUGCCUCUGUCGGUAUCAAAGAUCGGCCUCACCUAACAGAGUUACCUGUAGCCGUGUCGCACAGCAAAGUAGUGAGUGAAGCCUCUUCGAGUGAUAUUGCAUCUUGUAACUAUGUGGCUCGCUCUUAUGGGGUUCGUAAUGGCAUGACUGUCGGCAUGGCAAAAGGUCUGUGUCCCUCUCUACAAGUGAUACCCUAUGAAUUUGAACAGUACAAGUCGAUUAGUAAGAUCUUUUAUGAAAUCUUGUUCAACUAUGCCGAUGAAAUGCAAGCUGUUAGUGUCGAUGAGGCUUUGCUGGAGGUAGGAUCUCAUUUUACUCAGCCCGAUGAGCAUAGCCAAGAAGAACGACAGGAGGCCUUAGCGAAACAGAUUCGUGAUGAGAUACGACAAGCAACAGGAUGCGAAGCAAGUAUUGGCGUGGCUUCCAACAUUCUAUUGGCGAGAAUGUCUACAAAGAAGGCAAAACCUGCUGGACAGUUUAUUUGUAAAUCCAUACGGGAUGUGGAAGAGCUGCUAAACAAUCAAGAGGUUACUGACUUGCCUGGUGUUGGUUACGCUAUUGGCGAUAAACUUAAAGCACUGAAUAUCGAGUUGGUGAGCGAUGUGAGAAAUGUGCCAUUGUAUGAACUACAGGCUAAAUUAGGCUUGAAAAUGGGGCAAACAUUGUACAAUUUUUCACGGGGAAUCGAUGACAGGCCUUUGAUUACCAAUCAACAGAGGCAAUCCGUCAGCGCAGAAGUGAGUUGGGGCGUGCGAUUUGAACAUGAAGAGAAUGAAAGAGAGUUCGUAGAGGGACUAGCCAAAGAGGUAGCGGAGAGAUUACAAAAGUACAAUGUCAAGGGCAAGAACAUUACAGUCAAGAUUUUGAAGAGAAAAGAAGAUGCUACGGAAGCCUCAAAAAACCUUGGCCAUGGACGCGUAGAUACGUUUUCGAAAUCAUAUACCCUGGGAUACUUUACCGAUAAUCCUGCUAUUAUUAACAAGCAUGUCCAUUCGAUGCUAAAAUCAUUUCAAUUCUCGAGUGCUGAUAUCAGAGGCGUAGGCAUUCAUAUCACUAAACUGGAUAACCAAGAAAAGCUCUCUCCUGACCAAGGUGUGCUCAAUUUUACAACUCGUCCAGCAGUGGUGAACGAACAGCAGCAGCAGCAGCAACAACAACAACAACAACAACAACAACAACACCAAGCAAUGGAGGCAGGCGAAUUAAGCAAGCAAGCAUCUAAAGAAACAAUGGAAGUAGACCCAAUUGUGUAUAAUGAGCUGCCUGAAUCUGUCAAACAAGAAUUUGAAUCAACAUAUGAGUUGGUUUUCAAAGAAUCCGCGCAUAACAACGACCUCAGCGAACAUCAGAGUACUACUCAUAAUAUACCCCAAGAAACUAUACCUCUCACUGACACAUCUUUGCCUGAACUACCGCCAUGGUCUCAACUUGAUCCACUCUCACUGCUUGCUCUUCCGGAUAUAAUGCGCGAGCAAAUUCUCAAGAGAUAUGCAUCCAAUGAGCAAGUAAGAUCCAUGGAGCCAGUGGUGAAAAGCCCACCACGCACACCUACACAUCAAAGAACAGGGCCUUCUGUAUUCAAUGUUUCAAAAACCACUUGCACUACUUAUAAAACAAGAGGUAGUAGCAGCAACAGUAGAAGCCGCACCAUCACCCAAAUGUUCCAAUCUUUAGUCAGUCCUUCUUCUUCUACUCGAUCCUAUGCACCGUGGAACCCUUCCAGUCCAUCACUUUCUGCCAACAAUGACACUACACCUACUAGUCGCCAUAGUGGUCGUUUUCAUUCCGUGUUGCAGGUACAGCAGCAACAACAGCUAGACAAUGAGUCGGAUGAUGAUCUACCUUAUGAUGCAGACGUUUGGAAUCAACUGCCACAAGAUAUGAAGGAUGAGUUGUUGGAGGAACACCGUCGAUUGAAGCGACUCAAACUACAGCAGCAGCAGCAACAACAACACAUACAAAAAGAGUCAACAGUGAGCUAUCCCCGCGAUCACCCACAAAAGGUUGAUUUAGAGCCUUUCAGAAAGGAGCCUUCCUUGCAAGGUGUAACAGAUAUUCAAGAGAUCCGAGCCUUGUUGCAUGAAUGGGUUCACACUUUUGAGGAUAUGCCUGAGCCAGAAGACGUGGAGACCAUCUCCAACUAUCUGGUGGAGCUGGUGCAUUAUGCAGAUUUAGAAAAAGUGCAGCUCUUGGUCUCUUAUAUGGUGUAUCUGGUUCGAGAUAUGGAUUCUGUGGAUUGGAAGCAAUGUACAAGUCAAAUACAGGCCAAUGUAUCGAACGCAGUGAAAUCCGUGUAUGGAUGCCCACUUGAUUUUUAA
Molecule: messenger RNA, 3072 nt
Organism: Mucor velutinosus
Lineage: Eukaryota; Fungi; Mucoromycota; Mucoromycetes; Mucorales; Mucoraceae
Product: ribosomal protein S8A
Exons: 14
Coding region: 1-3072 (1023 amino acids)
Biological process (GO): error-prone translesion synthesis; error-free translesion synthesis
Cellular component (GO): nucleus
Molecular function (GO): damaged DNA binding; deoxycytidyl transferase activity; DNA-directed DNA polymerase activity
Source: RefSeq, a predicted model, not a curated record